AGCCGAGAUAGGAAAGCCCCAUCGGGCAGACAUUAUCCUGUGUAAAUAAGUGCAUACAAGCUGCAUUGGCUGAAUAUUAACAAGAUGGCCAAGUCCAACCUGGAUCUGAUUCGCGAAUGCGAUAACUUUCCCUAUUACGAGGAUAACCGUGUCGCUUACACGGAGAAUCUCAAAAAAUACUAUGCGUUCCACGUGUCUGGCUACGAUGUCACGCUGGGGUAUAUCCUGAACACAGUUGUGGAGAAAUUCCCCUGGCCAAAGGCGAUCUGGGAAGUCGACUCUGCGGCCCAGACAGUCACCCUGCUCACGUCGGCAGACGCCGAUCCCGCACAUCGGAGUGAGCUGGUUGCCCAGAGCAUCGCCGAAGCUGUCAAAGCGGACUGCUUCGAGGUUCUCCGAGGAUGGCGUAAUGAGAAGUAUCCCGUCUAUGGCCCUGGUGGUGAAUACCUGCUGGAGAUGGAGCGCAGUGCGACACCGCUGUUCGGUAUCGUCUCCUACGGCGCCCACAUGACCGGAUACGUUGAGGAUGCGACGGGCUUAAAGUUCUGGAUUCCCCGCCGUGCAAAGAACAAGCAGACCUACCCCAGUAUGCUGGACAACACCGUUGCCGGAGGAAUGUGCACUGGCGAGAAGCCAUUCGAAUGCAUCGUCCGCGAGGCCAUGGAGGAAGCCUCCCUUCCCGAGUCAGUCGUUCGCGCUUCCAUCGUCCCAGUGGGCUGUGUCACAUAUACUCAUGUAAGGGACCCUCGUGCUGGCGGAGAGAUUGGCCUCUUGCAACCAGAGGUGGAAUAUGUUUAUGACCUGAAGCUCGAUGCUUCGGUUAUUCCCAAACCCUGCGAUAACGAGGUCGAAGAAUUCAACCUGCUCUCGGUCGAUGAGGUCAAAGAGGCAAUGGCUCGCGGUGAGUUCAAGCCAAACUGCGCGAUCGUCAUUCUUGACUUCUUCAUUCGCCAUGGUAUCUUGACCGCCGAGAAUGAGCCGGAUUAUCUGGAUAUUAUGGCGAGCUUACAUCGUCGUAUGGAACACCCAACCGCUUCGCAUUGCAUGAAAUAGAGCCUGCAUAUAAGUCCGGUCUUGUUAUCGACCAUUAUUUCGUGCGCCUUGAAUAUUGCAUGAUGAUUUUUUAUGUACAGUCUCUGUACAAGCUGGGCCCAGCGUUCAAGAUUUCUCUGUCAAAUACAUAUUACUAAGAAGCAUAUAAAUCAUGUCUUUCAGAGUUGGUAGAGUCUGAGGGAUCUACAGAAUCGACUACUCUAUAC
This is a messenger RNA of Penicillium brasilianum, 1259 nucleotides long. NCBI's taxonomy places the organism in Eukaryota, Fungi, Ascomycota, Eurotiomycetes, Eurotiales, Aspergillaceae. The record is from the annotation of a GenBank genome assembly.